Heterotrigona itama is the source of this 1188-nucleotide messenger RNA. Lineage: Eukaryota; Metazoa; Arthropoda; Insecta; Hymenoptera; Apidae. The record is from the annotation of a GenBank genome assembly.
AUGAAUAUUUGUAUAUUAAUAAUUAGUGCAUUAUUAUUCGUUCAACUAUCAGAAUGCACGCUGUCACCACCCAAAGACAGAAACAAUAAGAAAAAUAAAGGAAAGAUUGAAAUCAAGAAAGGUCCCAUAGAACAAGAUGUUUUUAGCCGAAUCUUGGUGGUAAAAAAUCCUAAGACGCAUGAUAUUAUUCGAGAAUCAGGAUUUUAUUUCUCUAAUACAACUCGUAGACGAUUUACAGGAGACGUUCUAGGAUAUAUUACACCGUGGAAUAGCAAUGGACUUGAAAUUUCUAAAAUAUUUCAUGAAAAAUUUACUAUGGUAUCGCCAGUAUGGUUGGCAUUUCCAGAAGGUAGUGCAUCAACAUACAAAUUGUCAACUCAUGAUAUUCAGAAAAAAUGGUUAAAGGAGAUGAGAGCAGCAAAUAAUGAGAACCAUAAUUUAUCACCUGCAGUUUUACCAAGAGUGUUAUUUGAACAUUGGUCGAUCAAUGACAUUGUUGGAUUAUACGAUGAUACGGAUAAACAAGUUGCGCUGAUUUCAGCACUUGUAGAUACUGCAAAGAAUUUUCAUUUUGAUGGAUACGUAUUGGAAAUAUGGAAUCAGUUUGUAUUAACAGGUGUAGAUACGCAAAUUGUUGUGUCAUUGAUUCAACUUAUCGCUCAGCAAUUGAAGAACUACAACUUGGAUAUAAUUUUAGCAGUGCCACCUUCAAGAGGCCCAAAUGUUCAAUUAUUUGACAGAGAUCAAUUUGAUCAAUUAUCGUCAUAUAUAAAAGCAUUUUCUUUAAUGACUUAUGACUAUUCGAGCAUUCAAAGACCUGGUCCUAAUAGUCCACUUGAUUGGGCAAGAGAAUGUGUAGAAUUAUUAGUACCUGAAAAAAGUCCUAAAAGGGCUCAAAUAUUGUUAGGUCUUAAUUUUUAUGGGUAUAGUUACACACCUGAAGGUGGCAGAGCCAUCUUAGGUUCAGAUUAUUUGAAAAUUCUUGAAUCCUUCAAAGGAAAAAUUCAGUGGGAUGAUAAUAGCAAAGAACAUUUUUUUGAAUCAAAGUCAUCAGGGGGCAGUGGAAUUAUCUUUUAUCCCACGUUAUAUUCUAUUUUACAUAGAUUAGAUCUUGCAGCAGAGUUGGGUACAGGUAUAUCUAUUUGGGAACUUGGUCAGGGAUUACAUUACUUUUACGAUUUAUUGUGA